CCCCGACACAAAGUGCACAUCACUCACCAGAGAAACAAAAUGGAUGAGAAGCCUAUCACCAGGAAAGGGUCAGGUUUCUGCUCAUUACGCUAUGCACUGGCUCUCAUCAUGCACUUCUCCAACUUCACCAUGAUAACGCAGCGCGUGAGUCUGAGCAUUGCCAUCAUUGCCAUGGUGAACAGCACACAGCAUCAGGACCUAGCGAACGCAUCCACUGAGGGGCCCGUGAUGGGCCUCCUAAGUAACCGGAGCAGAGGCAUCAAGGACUUUAGUACCCGGGCUGCUGUUUAUCAGUGGAGCACAGAGACCCAGGGCAUCAUCUUUAGUUCCAUCAGCUAUGGAAUCAUACUGACGUUAAUACCGAGUGGAUAUUUAGCAGGGAUAUUGGGAGCAAAGCAGAUCCUUGGCGCUGGGUUGCUCAUCUCAUCCCUACUCACGCUGUUUACUCCACUGGCUGCUGACUUUGGGGUGAUUUUGGUUAUCGUCCUUCGCACAGUUCAGGGGAUGGCACAGGGAAUGGCGUGGACCGGUCAGUUCACAAUUUGGGCAAAGUGGGCUCCACCACUAGAACGGAGCAAGCUCACCAGCAUUGCAGGCUCAGGGGCAGCAUUUGGGUCCUUCAUCAUCCUCUGUGUGGGGGGAUUAAUCUCACAGGCACUGGGCUGGCCUUUUAUCUUCUACAUCUUUGGUAGCAUUGGCUGUGUCUGCUGUGUCCUGUGGUUCACAGUGAUUUAUGAUGAUCCCAUGCAUCACCCAUGCAUAAGUGUGAGGGAAAAAGAACACAUCACAUCCUCAGUGGCUCAGCAGUCUAGUUCUCCCAGAAGAUCCGUCCCCAUAAAGGCAAUGGUCAGAUGCCUGCCACUGUGGGCCAUUUUCAUGGGCUUUUUCAGUCAUUUCUGGCUUUGCACUAUAAUCAUAACAUAUCUACCGACGUACAUCAGUACAGUGCUCCACGUUAACAUCAGAGAUAGUGGGGUUCUGUCCUCCCUGCCUUUCAUUGCUGCCUCAAGCUGUACAAUUUUAGGAGGUCAGAUGGCAGAUUUCCUUCUAUCCAGGAAUCUUCUCAGCUUAAUCACAGUUCGAAAACUCUUUUCAUCCCUGGGGCUCCUCCUUCCAUCCCUUUGUGCUGUGGCCCUGCCUUUUGUGACUUCCAGUUACAUAGCAACCAUUGUUUUACUGAUACUCAUUCCUGGGACCAGCAAUUUGUGUGACUCAGGGUUCAUCAUCAACACCCUAGACAUUGCCCCCAGAUAUGCAAGUUUCCUCAUGGGCAUCUCAAGGGGAUUUGGUCUCACUGCAGGAAUCAUCUCAUCCACUACCACCGGAUUCCUCAUCAGUCAGGUUGGGCAUGUUAUUGAACAUCUGCAAGUGGCAGGAUUCUGAAUCAGGAUGGAGGAAUGUGUUUUUCCUGUCUGCUGCUGUCAACAUGUUUGGUCUGAUCUUUUAUCUCAUAUUUGGACAAGCAGAAAUCCAGAACUGGGCCAAAGAAAGGACUCUCACCCGCCUCUGAGGAUGUAGGGUUGGAGAUCAACCAAAGUGCUGACCCUUAACAUAUUUUGCUUAUCACCACUCUUUCUUUGUACUUAUGCCCAUAGACACAGUACUUCUCUAUUCUGGCUGGGUGCUAGCUUUUGCCAAAGAGCUUCAAAAACAGAUGCCCAGGCUACCCUUCAGCGUGAGUUAGUCUGGGGUGGAACCCUGGUGCCACUAAUUUUAGACUCCCUGGAGUUUUUCCAACAUUCAACUGUGGUUGAUAAUUGGUAGAGGAAUUAGAAGUCAAUUUUAGUUGCCUUUGGAUUUUUCUCUUUGGAAAAUACUAGAUGAAUACAAUUAUAUCUGGAAUAA
Molecule: messenger RNA, 1845 nt
Organism: Arvicanthis niloticus (Nile rat)
Lineage: Eukaryota; Metazoa; Chordata; Mammalia; Rodentia; Muridae
Gene: Slc17a2
Product: solute carrier family 17 member 2
Biological process (GO): transmembrane transport; monoatomic anion transport
Cellular component (GO): apical plasma membrane
Molecular function (GO): transmembrane transporter activity
Source: RefSeq, a predicted model, not a curated record